Molecule: messenger RNA, 837 nt
Organism: Penicillium nucicola
Lineage: Eukaryota; Fungi; Ascomycota; Eurotiomycetes; Eurotiales; Aspergillaceae
Exons: 3
Coding region: 1-837 (278 amino acids)
Molecular function (GO): protein binding
Source: RefSeq, a predicted model, not a curated record
AUGCCUGACUCCAAUCCCGAGCGCAGUGUCCCUGUCGAUGCCGAUGCCGAUGAUAGUGGCGAUGAGGAUGUUUUCCAUGAUGCCCACUUUCCAGCUGAGGAGGAAGCCCAACUCCUAAAGGAAUCCCAAGAUAUCAAAUCCGAAGCAAAUCAGCUUUUCCUUGUCAAAAGCUACGAUCAAGCCAUCUCCUGCUACGACCGAGCACUUGCCUCAUGCCCGAGUUACCUCGAUUACGAUGUCGCCGUGCUGCAUAGUAAUAUCGCAGCCUGCUAUUUAAAAAUGGAGGACUGGAAAGCCGCGGUAGACUCGGCGACUGUCUCCAUCGAUCGCCUAGAUAAGGUGAUCCCGCCAUCUGCGCAGAUCAAGGAUGACUCGAAGGAAAAGACUACCUCCGACUCCGACGGAAAAAGCACUGAGGGUGUGGUGGAAAUAUCGGGAGACGACGAGGAGGCCGAAGAAAAAGAACUACAACGGUUGAAAGACCAGGACGAGCAGAGAAGCAAUGUGAUGCGCAUCCAGGCCAAAUCACUAAUGCGACGCGCAAAGGCAAAGUCUCAAAUUGGUGGCUGGGGCAGCUUACAAGGCGCUGUAGAAGAUUACCAGACGCUUUCUGCAAUGGAUAAUCUCCCUGCUGAUGAUAAGAGGAUUGUACAGAGGGCCUUGCGUGAAUUACCGGAGCAGAUCAAGCAGGCGCGGGAGAAGGAGAUGGGUGAUAUGAUGGGCAAGCUGAAGGAUCUUGGAAAUGGUAUCUUGAAGCCAUUUGGUCUGUCUACCGAUAACUUCAACUUUGUUCAGGACCCCAAGACCGGUGGCUACAACAUGAACUUCCAAUCAUGA